AUUUAACCAUGAAAUGAAAUAUGAAUAAAUGACAACUAUUUUUCAAAAUUUUGAAUAUUGACUUUGUAGUCAAAUUAAAAUGUAUUGAAAAUAAAGUAUUUCGCCAGUUUUAUAUAAUAUAGAUUGACCACGUUGAGAAAGAUGGGACUGCUAACGGAUCCCAGUACUGGCCAAGGAAAAUUCGUGAAACUCUUAUUGAAGUACUAUAACAAACUUUGCAUUCUCUUGUACCUAUCUGGAAUAAUAUGGUUCUGUGCGUUAGCUUAUCCUACAAUGAAUGCUAGCACAUACUUUUCCGAAAAUGCUUUACUACCUGGUCUAGUCAAAUCACAAUUCAGAGAAGAUAAGGAAGCAAUGAGGUACCAUGAAGAAUUGAUGGAUGAAAUUAAGAAAUAUGGUGAUUCCUUACCAUAUCCUUACUUGCUAGCAAAGUUCAGACAGAUUGGCGUGGAUACAUACACCCAUAAUUUUACACUUAACUCUCCUCUAAAUAAAAAAGAGAAAUAUGAAGGCAAGAAUUUGUAUGGCAUUUUGAGAGCAGCAAGAGGAUCUAGCACUGAAGCAUUGGUACUCAGUGUACCAUACAGACCACCUGAUAGUGUACACCCUCCUACAGCUCCUUCAGUUGCUAUUAUGUUGGCUUUUGCCAAGUAUGCAAAUAGAGAGAAGUAUUGGGCUAAAGACAUAAUAUUCUUGAUAACUGAACACGAGCAGUUAGGAAUUCAAGCAUGGCUUGAAGCUUACCAUGGUGUUACUUGUGGUAAUGAUCAUGUAUUGGAGCACGGUGACUUGAAAGGAAGAGCAGGUGCAAUACAGGCUGCAAUCAAUUUAGAGUUACACAGUAAUAUAUUAGGUACAAUGGACAUAAAAAUUGAGGGUCUCAAUGGCCAGCUGCCUAAUUUGGAUCUUUUCAACUUGGCAUCAAAAAUGUGUGCCAAAGAAGGUCUGCAUCAUACUUUCAAAAACAAGGCUGCAAAAUACUACAAAGAUCCUAUCAAGGAAUGGCAAAAUAAUUUUAAGAACCUUUUGGCAAUGAUGGCAACACAAGCUACUGGGAUUCCAAAUGGCAAUCAUGGUCUAUUCCACCGUUUCGGAAUUCAAGCCCUGACUUUGGAAGGUUUUGAAAAUUACAAAGGAAAGGGAAGCAGUAAAGUUGGAUUUGUAGGCAUUGGAAGAAUUUUAGAGGGCACUUUUCGAAGUUUGAAUAACCUGCUUGAAAGAUUCCACCAAAGCUUCUUCUUUUACUUGCUACCAUCAUCUGAAAGAUACAUUUCAAUAGGAUUGUAUAUACCCUCAGUAUGUCUUAUUGCUGGAGCUCUCUUUGUCAAAGCUUGUGCCAAAUGGUUGAAACUACAAUCCAAAGCAGAAGAUUCAUCAGAAGAAGUAUCAGAUUCCUCUACAAGCUUUGAUAAAAUAAUAAUUGUAUUCUUAACCACACACCUUCUGGGAGUGUUGAUGUCCAUCAUUCCCCACUACAUGCCUCUCCUAGCAGAUAUGUACAACCUCAAUUCUAAUACUUGCAUUUUCAAUGGACAGCUUGCCUUUGCUGGCUUGCUACUGUUUACGCCCAUUUUCAUUUCGUUCAGACAAUGCAAGAAAGGAAUGGAGUUGUUGGAUAUGCUGGCUAUGUUAGAGCUUGGAACCGUUUUGAUAUGCAUUUCCAUGAAUAACUUUUCAUUGGGACUUUUUUGUGCGAUCGUCAGCGUUCCCUUGGCCCUAUGUAUUGGUCCAACAUCUUGCAGAUCCUGUUCAUAUUUCCAGAAAGUUUUCUGGUUGUUCGUUCAUCCGGUGGCCAUACUGAUAUCAGUAGUAUUAGUCAAUACAUACCUGAUGUUUCCUGAGGAAAGUCUCAAGGAAAUUUUUCACCGAGGAUGGGACGCCACUCACCAGUCCGUCAUUUAUAGCAUUGUUGAUUCCAUGAUUUAUGGGAACUGGUUGUACAGCGUAAUGACGUGCAUUUUUGUACCGAACUGGCUGUGUUUUUGGAUCGUCGCAUUCAGUUAUGUGGACCUUCACCAGCCCGAGUUCGCCAAAGAGAAAAAAGACUAAUUUUAGUUUGUAUGGAAAAGUAAUAGAGGUCAAUAAAUCAUAAUUAUGAUAUAUCCUCAUUGAAUAAGUAUGUUCCAGUAAGUUAAUAAAAAAAUUAAUAGAGUUGCUGAAAGCUACAUCGGCCUGAAACUUUCAGGCCUGGAUUUUGCAGCCCCCUAGUACAAAUGUUUGGUUAUAGGUUCUACUUUUUCCAAAUAAUCCAUUAUUUUAUGUUCACCCAAAGUCAUUGUCAAUUUUGAUUAUCAGUAGGAAAGUUGAGUAACAAACAUUUUCUGCCUGUUGAGUGUCAUUGAAAAGCCACUUUCAAUGUAAUUUGGAGAAAAAUAUCUAUUUCUUUGAGUGCAGACAAUGGGAAUAGCCAAUCUGAAGAAGAAUGAUUCAUUAAAUGGCAUGCUUUCGAAA
This is a messenger RNA of Phaedon cochleariae (mustard beetle), 2451 nucleotides long. The record is from the annotation of a GenBank genome assembly. NCBI's taxonomy places the organism in Eukaryota, Metazoa, Arthropoda, Insecta, Coleoptera, Chrysomelidae.